UUGACAAGUGACAGAUACAAUUCCUAUUUUGAUAAUUUGAUAACCCACAGCAAGGCGAAGUGUCGUCAUCAAAAUACAAGCAAAUAAUACAAUCAAAAUUAGAAAAACAAGAAAUUGGCGUAUAUUUAAUAAGCUAUAUCCUGCUUUGCAUUAUUUGUCAAGUUAAACUUGUGACAGGAAUUCGUUUUUGAGGUUAAGUUUCAAGCAAGAAUUUGUGUUAUUCCGUCGAAAUUGAGGUAAAACAUGUCGAUACUGGAAUAUUUCGACAAGUCACCAACUCAUGAAUCUUUCUCUAUAAAUGUCCCGUUGACACCCUUUAACUGUGAAAGAAACACCAUCGAGAUAUAUUUCUGCAAAGACUGCAACUUCCAGGCAGAACUCACGGUUCUUUUGAAUCAACACGUCAGAAAAUAUCAUGGUAUUAAAAAAGAAAACGAUUUGGAUUCGCCAGUUCCCGAAUAUAGUAUACAAAAAUACGAGUGUGACAAGUGUAAGUUUGAGACACACUUUUCCAUGAAGUGGCUCCAACACACCUUGGCAUGUUUACAAAAUCAGAAAAACGCUUCUAAAUGUAAAAAACGAACCACGAAGAGCGCGUUUACGUGGUAUACAUGUUCCCAGUGCGACUUCAAAUCCAAGCACAAACGUUCCGUGAAGAUGCACAACAUCUCAAAACACUUGAACGACGACGAAACAACUUGGUAUCACUGUUCCCAGUGUCCAUAUAAAGCUAAACGUAAAAUAUACUUAAAAAGUCACAUAAUCACGAAACACUUAGGCGACGAGGAAAUCAAAUGGUACGAAUGCCAAUAUUGCCCCUACAAAAGCAAGUGUAGUUCGUAUUUAAAAAGUCACAUAAAAGUACACCACUCGGACGAAUGGUACGAAUGCACGAUGUGCCCCUACAAAGCCAAAGUCAAAGCCCGCUUAUCCUAUCACAUAACUUCAUGCCACGUGGAUGAAGAAAAUAUCAAAUGGUAUGAAUGCAAACAGUGUCCGUUUAAAACCAAACAAAACCGCUACUUAAAAAACCACAUCAACACCAAACACCAAGAAGACAUUAAAUGGCAUGAAUGCCAACAAUGCACCUACAAAGCUAAAAGUAACUCGCGUUUAAAAGACCACAUAAUGGCGCUUCAUUUAGACGAGAAAGACAUCAAGUGGUACAAAUGCUUGCAAUGUCCGUACAAAACUAAAUACAGUUCUUCGUUGAAAGUCCACAUAAACACGCGCCAUUUGGACGAAAAGGACGUGAAAUGGUAUGAGUGCAAGCUGUGUCCGUAUAAAGGCAAACAGGCGUCGACUUUACGAAGCCACAUAAAGGUGCACCAUUUGGAUGAAAAGGACAUUAAAUGGUCCGAGUGCAUGUAUUGUUCAUAUAAGGCUAAACAACUGAUUGAUUUGAAAAGACACAUCAACGCGCAACACUUGGACGAGAAGGACGUUAAGUGGUAUGAAUGCAAACAGUGUUCUUAUAAAGCUAAACACGGGUCUACUUUGCGAAGUCACGUGAGGGUGCACCAUUUGGAUGAGAAAGAUAUUAAAUGGUACGAGUGCCAAUAUUGUUCGUAUAGGACGAAACAAACUGCUAAUUUGAAAAGGCACGUGAAUGCGAAGCAUUUGGAUAAAAUGGAUAUUAGUUGGUUUGAUGCGACAAUGACGGUGUAAAGUUGCACUUAGUUGGUGUAAUAUUUUAAAGCAAACAAUAAAUUAUAUUAAUUAGUAAUAAA
Messenger RNA from Zophobas morio, 1730 nucleotides. RefSeq names its product zinc finger protein 64-like. NCBI's taxonomy places the organism in Eukaryota, Metazoa, Arthropoda, Insecta, Coleoptera, Tenebrionidae. Gene Ontology annotation, molecular function: RNA polymerase II transcription regulatory region sequence-specific DNA binding; DNA-binding transcription factor activity, RNA polymerase II-specific. The transcript is spliced from 2 exons. The record is from RefSeq and is a predicted model, not a curated record. The coding region runs from base 244 to 1668 and encodes 474 amino acids. Gene Ontology annotation, biological process: regulation of transcription by RNA polymerase II.